UAUUGACGUUUUGAAGAUAUAUUAAUGUUUGAUAAACCUUUGCGUGCAGUAAGAAGUAUCUCUAAGUUUUUUAACACUUUGAUUCAAUUUUUCUCAUGCCUUCGCGUGAAUUGGGGACAUACAUAUUCCAGGCCUAUUCAGUAAUGCGCGGUAUCGGAUUCUUUCUUCUGAACAUAUGCGUGCAUGACACUACAAUUAAUGGUCGACCUUUGUUCAAAUCGAGACCUUGUAACGCGGAACAUACUUUGAGUUUAACGACCUCACUUACUUAAGUUUAUCACAAACUAGGCUUUCAUCAUUUUCAUAUGAGCAUGUAUACAAUAAUGGUACUACAGACUAAUCACCGACACCCAUGUGUGUUUCUUGCGGUCAACAUUUACUGUUUGUUAGUUUUCGGCAAUGCUGCUUCUUCGCUGCACGUCGAACACGGGUUUGAGAGAAGAGCAGAUUUUGAUGGCGCAACGGCGCUGACAAGGACCAUUCUUCUAAAUGUUUCGUCACCCAGUUUGAUAGCAGCUACCAGUACCUGCAGUAUUCUGUCACAAGCGGUGGCGCUGCUAUAUCACAGAGAACUGAAACAGUGCUACUGCCUUGAUGAGAGAAUUCUUCCUUGGAGCUUGCGAAUUUCCUCUGAUCUAAGUUGGAUGUAUUACGAAAAACCAGGAUAUACCGGCUGUCCACGGGCCAUGGAACCAUAUAACGGACAUCUGUACUGUUUCCAUUUAAGAACUGCUAGCUUGGGACACGCUAAGUCAAACUGUUCCUCCAUUGGUGGUUACUUACUGGAAAUUGAAAGCUCCACAGAAAACCGCUGGCUCUCCCAGAGAAUGUAUUUCUUCUACUACAACCAGGGUGCAUGGGGAUCUUGGUGGACGGGGGGUAAUGACGUGGCCAAGGAGGGGAAGUAUAAGUGGGGGACCUCAGGCAGGGACAUCGUGUACACAAACUGGGUGAGCCCUGAACCCAACGGCGGAACCAACGAGAACUGUAUAACGGUGGACUACCGCGGACACUGGGCCACAGUCCGCUGUGGACGGUAUUUCCUCUAUGUCUGCGAAGUGUGACGGCGCCAUAUAUUUAAGAGAGCUGGAUGAAUGGCCGUGGUCAUUUUAUAAGCAAUAUUACCUUCUUUAGUCAAAAAGCUCUGCUUAUAAUUAACUCGUUGAAACAUUAUUCAAAUUUCAAUUUUUAUAUUUGGAUUUUUUCUGUAUUAUUUAUACUCAGUUUUUGACCAAAAUUAAGUUUUAAAGCUGGGCCGAUCUAGUUGUGUUGGGUGAUUCGAUGAACGUCCAGACAGGUUAGCUGUGGUGUGUCUAUAGAACAGUGACUCUACAUAUUACAUAAUAUAUAGGUUUCGUGGCCUAACAUCCACUCUUGUUAGUGCUUUACAUAUAUGCAAUGUAUAUAGAUAUGUUAGUGAGGAGCUGAGACCCUAUAAAUAUAAACUCUGUACAAAUAUUGUGUUGUCAACAGUAACUUCACUGUCUUUAUAAAUACUGUAGUUGGCUUACUGUGCAGCGAUACUAUCUCCAUUCGUGCUUAUAAACGAUUCUUAUGAUACUACAUAAUGUACAUGUAGUUUUGUUGAUGUCCAUAUAUCUGUGAGGUGUGGCCUAUGGGAGAUGUCCGGGGGGUUCUUUCAACAUAAGCUUAAUAUAGAACAUGAUUGAAUACCAGCAUUUUAUUUGUUCAAUGUUUUCAAUCACAAGACAAUAAAACUGUACAGAUUUUGGCUUAAUCAAUUAAGUCUAAGAACGCUCCAUGAUCCUAGGACCAGUGCAUGUACUUGAAUUUGCUUAUAAAUUAUUUUAAUUAAAAAACAUUGUAUCUACAUUUUUUACUCUGUCCGAAGUUUCUGCUUCCACCACUUUUUGCUUAAUAUUCCAAUAUUCAAAUGGCAUGUAAAUUACGCGCCUGUGUCCAAGCUAGUAAAACGAAAAAAAAAGAAGCCAUAUUUUGUUUUAAGGGCAGUGAAUUUCAUAGCUCCAGGUUUCAAUACAAACGAAAAAAAAUGUUUACGAGGUUUUUGCAUUCCAAGCAACAUGAAAAGUACCAGGAUGAUAAUGUUGAACACUUGUGCGAGGAGUCCCGAAAAUUUCCAAAUGGAUGUCAGAUUUUCCAAUUAUGAAUCCCCAUAAAGUUUCAGGUAUAUAUAGAGUGGACGAGUAAGAAGAAAUCUUAGAAUGUUUCGCGAAGACUAACUUUAGCAAUCAAGAUGUAGAUUAUCUAGAAAAUUAAAUGCCAGAGAUAUAUUUGAAGACGCUAAAUACGAUUGGACGUGAUCAAAUCAAAUAUAUUGUCCAAAUGCCAUCUGAAAUUCAGAUAAGCCAUAUUUUACUGAAGCUACAAAUAUCAUAUUCUGUAUUCAAUAUUAUUCUUUAUUGAAAAUACAAACCCAAAGUUAUUACUCAUUCUCUUAUCCAGCUUUGUUCCGACGUCAAGAACCUAUUAUGACGUCAUCGGAAAAAUCGCGCAAAAUUACGUUAAAAUUCAAACUACGUCGCUACGUCAAAA
Molecule: messenger RNA, 2514 nt
Organism: Magallana angulata
Lineage: Eukaryota; Metazoa; Mollusca; Bivalvia; Ostreida; Ostreidae
Product: alpha-N-acetylgalactosamine-specific lectin-like
Exons: 4
Coding region: 306-1064 (252 amino acids)
Biological process (GO): biological process involved in interspecies interaction between organisms
Cellular component (GO): external side of plasma membrane
Molecular function (GO): carbohydrate binding
Source: RefSeq, a predicted model, not a curated record